This is a messenger RNA of Hymenoscyphus albidus, 506 nucleotides long. Lineage: Eukaryota; Fungi; Ascomycota; Leotiomycetes; Helotiales; Helotiaceae. The record is from the annotation of a GenBank genome assembly.
AUGAUGAGACCAGCUGUGCUGCAGAAGCUUGGGAAGUCUUUAAUGACGAAGAGAGUUUUCAUGGUUACUGGUGUCAGAUUGCACGAGGGGCAUCGACAGGACGACAAACAUCAUACAGCUCCGGUGGCAUAUUCAAGGUGGGAGUUACACCAACUCCUACAAUUCCUGUAUCACUUGGUCCUAGUUUCGAUUUCGAGAAGAGCAAGUCGCAGAGCGUGACUUCUCAGAGCAGCGAUUUUGUUUGGGCAUUUAGUCUUAGGCAAAUGUUCUAUCGAUGGGGUCAAAUCACCGAGUCUAGUACAUACAAAGAUGGAGCCACUCUAGAGGACAGAACCAGCAAGGUCAAAACAAUCGGUCAAGCAUCCUCGAGUUCUAGUUCACGUGGAGAAGUCAUUGUGGUUGAUGGCUCUAAACCAUUCAGCGGAGAAGGAUCGGGGUUGAUUUCUGUACAGGAAGUUCAUGCGGUUGGCGAUGAUAUUCAGUUUGUGCUGGUGGAUAAUCUUUGA